AUGGAUCCGCUUCCCAAAGAAGGGGCGCCUGCCCCGGCGGCGGCGGGGGCCGGGGAGCCCAGCAGGGGCACUGCCUCCUCCAGCGGGGUGGUGGUGCAAGUCCGGGAGAAGAAGGGACCCCUGCGCGCUGCCAUCCCCUACAUGCCGUUCCCCGUGGCGGUCAUCUGCUUGUUCCUCAACACCUUCGUGCCAGGGCUGGGGACAUUCGUGUCUGCCUUCACUGUGCUGUGCGGAGCCCGGACUGACCUCCCUGACAGGCACAUGUGCUGCGUCUUCUGGCUGAACAUCGCCGCGGCGCUGAUUCAGAUUCUGACGGCUAUCGUGAUGGUUGGCUGGAUCAUGAGUAUAUUUUGGGGGAUGGACAUGGUCAUUCUUGCUAGUAAGUACGGCGCGAUCAUUGUCUCCACCCCCACGUUGUUAGGGCUCAGCUAG
Molecule: messenger RNA, 432 nt
Organism: Emys orbicularis (European pond turtle)
Lineage: Eukaryota; Metazoa; Chordata; Testudines; Emydidae
Gene: STUM
Product: stum, mechanosensory transduction mediator homolog
Exons: 2
Coding region: 1-432 (143 amino acids)
Source: RefSeq, a predicted model, not a curated record